UGCGUCUCCCCGUUUUCGUGUCUGGCCUUGACGGCAAAUCCAGCAAGUAGACAUCGUUAUGGCUCUAAACCCCGCUUGAAAUUACGAAACAAUCGAUCUCCCCGUUGGUCCGCUGACAACCAUUCCUUUGAUUCCUCCCUUCAAUGGUGUCACCCCGUCUUCCACCUCGCGCCUCUAGCCACGACGAGUCCUAUCGCACUUCGGUCGUGUCGGAUAAUGAUCGCAUUUCCCACAACUUUCCGAUCUCUCGACUAGAGGGCUCAGCGAUCACCCGAAUGAUGAAUGAGUUACACGGCAGGUCCGGCAAGCGGCAGGAGGACACGGAUAUGGUUGCGGGGUCCUCAUGUUCAGCGGACGUAUCACCGAGUCCCGGACACAUACCUACGGAACCAGUCGCGGAAUUAAGGGAUCAAGAGAGAAUGUCCCGGAGAUCCCGACACCUUCAACCAUCGCCUUUGGGUCGGCGAGAUGAACCAAGGGCCAACACUGUUGAAGCUCCGCUGCUCUCUGGGACGCCCGAAGCUACGACAAAGAAAUCUUCGGAUACAGAACUACAGCAAAAUGGGUUGGAGAGCGAUGGUUAUCGGUCUUCCGGUAAACGAUCUUCCUUGAUCGGCGACCAGAAAAGUGGACAGUGUUCCUUGGCCCCCGAGCAGGCUUUUGGCAUGGUCUUUGAGCACUCUGACGGCCCCAACGGUGUCAACGGUAGUACGACACAUAGGACUUCCCUGGUGGAUGUCAUUGAAGGACCCGAGGUUGCUGCUGUAUUAGAUCAGUGGCCUGGAGAGGUUUCUCCUACCAGGAAUCAGGAUAAGGAUCGAGAGCGCGUUCCGAAGCUAUCUCCCGCGCAAAUACAAGAGCUCACGUCGUCACCACAGUCAAUUCCGUACCGUACUGCGGAUAGCGACCAAAGCCGUAGGGUAGUAUCGGACCAAACGCAUGGUUCAGCCUCGCAAACGGGAUCGAUGGACGAAGCCUCGCCCUUACUGAACGGCAUAAAGCUACCACCUGACCAUGCCACAAAACUCCGAACGAACAAAGAAUUCACUCUUGACGAAGGCUUGGCGAGGCCGUCCACGUCGUCCGCUCGCCAUCGAUCGCAAAGCUCAAGAGCUGUUUCCACGCCUACUUCUGGUCGACGACAAACCCUACCAAGCAACGAACGCCUCGCACAAACGUGGGCAUCCCGGUCGAAACAGGAUCGUCCGAGCAUUGGCCGGGAGCCGGACCCUAAGCAUCUCAGCCCUUCACCGCAGAUCACUGACUCAGCGCUGCCUUCCCCCAUGCCACCCUCUAUUCCCCUCCCCCCUUUGUCUGUCCCUACCUACCUACAGUUGGAGCUUGCAUCGGGCCGGCCCUCCCCGUUGUACAUCCAUCGCUCAGCUACAAGCGACUUCCCGUAUGAGUCCUCUCGCGUAAAGCUGGAGCGGCUUAUGAACUUUUUGAUGCUCCCCCCUGUGCUGGAACAAGUUCUUUGGUUUGGUAUACUGGCAUGCCUGGAUUCAUGGCUAUAUUCGUUCACCAUCCUCCCCCUUCGCUUUGUUAAAGCUUUGUACAUUUUGCUAGAAUCCUGGAUGGUCAACUUGGGUGUGGAGUUCCGAUUCCUUUCAGGCUUUAUCAUCAAGGGCGUUGGAAGGGUUUGGCGGAGACGAAACAAGGCGUCUGGAGACGGGACGCACGAGCAACACCGGGCUUCGGAAUCCGAAACUCGGCCACGGAAGGAAUCUGCUGGAGGUGAACGAGAUGCGAAAACGAAAGCAACGGAGCGCAGACGGUGCCGCUCCGAUACACAUUACAAGUAUCAGCACCGUCGGCAAAAGUCCAUUCCGUCCGCAUUGCUCCCUGAUGAUAAGGCGGACAUUCUCAAGGGCCUACUAAUGAUUGCCACAUGCGCCGUUCUGAUGUACUUUGAUGCGAGCCGAAUGUAUCACUGGAUCCGGGGACAGGCAGCCAUCAAACUGUACGUGAUCUACAAUGUGUUGGAGGUCAGCGAUCGGCUGUUUGCUGCCAUCGGACAGGAUGUGCUGGAAUGUCUUUUCUCACGAGAGGCUUUGGAACGUCGACCUGAUGGACGGAGCAAAGUCUUCCGGCCAUUCGGACUCUUCCUGUUGGCUUUAGCCUACACCGUGAUACACGCCACGGCGCUUUUCUAUCAGGUCAUGACGCUGAAUGUGGCUGUUAAUUCCUAUUCGAAUGCCUUGAUCACAUUGUUGCUCUCAAAUCAGUUUGUCGAGAUCAAGUCUACUGUUUUCAAGAAGUUCGAAAAGGAGAAUCUGUUUCAGUUGACCUGCGCGGAUGUGGUAGAACGGUUUCAGCUCUGGCUUAUGCUCACCAUCAUUGCUUCGCGCAAUAUUGUCGAGACCGGUGCGUUCAAUUUCAUUGGUAACUUGGGCUCCAGUUUCAGUAGCCAGUCGACGAGCACCAAUAGCACGCCGUUGUCGACGCCUCCGCGAACCAUGUCGUCGAUCCUCCCGCAGUCGUUCACCAUUGUGCCCUCAUCCAUCAUUGCAUCCUUUAGUGACGUAAAUUCAUUUCUUCCCACCCUCGCCCAGGUGCUCGGGCCAUUUCUGGUUGUGCUAGGGUCCGAGAUGCUGGUUGACUGGCUCAAACAUGCGUACAUUGGUAAAUUCAACAACACACGGCCUGCAAUUUACAAGCGGUUCCUGGACAUCUUGACCAAAGACUACUACACCAACGCCUUUGGAGAUCAGAACCUGACCCGCCGACUGGGACUGCCGGUCAUCCCGUUGUCAUGCCUCUUCUUUCGGGUUUCGGUCCAGACAUACCAGAUGUUCCUAGCCGCUUUACUACCGCAACAACCAUCAUCUACGGCUGUAGAAUCGACAUCCUUAUCUUCUAUCUACAGCCACUACGUCCCAGCUCCGAUUCCGUCACCGCCGCCGCUGACGCUGCGGACGAUCGUGCCUGCCUCUGCGGCGCACAUAGAUGCCCUUUUCCGACAGCUCUUGGCGAACGCCAUGCCGUCCCCGGCGCAGUCCGUGUACAUCUUCACCAUCGUCCUGAUCUUGACCGGAUAUCUGGUGCUGUUGAUCGUGAAACUGUUAUUAGGGAUGGUGUUGUUGACUUUCGCCCGGUCCAAAUACAGAGCGAUGAAGAAUCGGGAGGCUGACCAAUCAUCUCAUGAAAACAGCGGUCCACCCCGCGGCCGAGAAUACGCGGUGGAGGGCGGGCGUCGGUUUGGCGGAUGGGGUGUAGUGGAAGUCAAUGACGACCACCGACGAUGGAUUUACGAGGAUGAUCCCGAAGGAUUACGGCGGUUGAAGGCUAAGGAAGAGAAAGAUAAGAAUUCCAAGGAGGAGUUGAACAUGGACCACGUUCGGCGGUAUGAGAUGGUGGCCAAGAGAAUCUGGUGACAUGGAUUUGUACGUUAUCUUCUGUGUGGAUACCUAAUGAUUGCUGUAAAUUAUUGUUGGAUGUAUAUAUGCAGAGCUAUGUGAAAUAUGCAAAGGGAACGUGGCUCCAUUGCGUUGGAAGGUGAAGAAAAUAGUGAUUGUUCCAGACUAUUAAGGUGGAUCUCGGGAUGUUCUUUCUCGGGAAGUGCUGACUCCACCUCCAUAACUAUUGAACUUUUGUCUCUCUCUCUUUGUUCUCAUUUUCUUGUUCGUACCAACGUUUGAUCCCCGGAUCAACCACUACGCUGGAAUCAAUGCGAAUAAAUGCAAACCGCAGGAGGCAACCCCAUUGCCUGAUCGCAGCCAGAAGAAGUAUUCAAUCCCCGAAUCAUGGACGGGACAUUGACCUUG
Molecule: messenger RNA, 3764 nt
Organism: Aspergillus alliaceus
Lineage: Eukaryota; Fungi; Ascomycota; Eurotiomycetes; Eurotiales; Aspergillaceae
Product: TAPT1 family protein
Exons: 2
Coding region: 144-3374 (1076 amino acids)
Biological process (GO): maintenance of protein localization in endoplasmic reticulum
Cellular component (GO): endoplasmic reticulum membrane
Source: RefSeq, a predicted model, not a curated record